GCGGAUGCCGAACGACAUGACCUGGGAGACGUGGCACAUGAGCUCCGAGCACGGGAUCAGCGAGUUUGACCACGACUCGUUCUUCACCUUACACGACAUCGAGGGAAACAAGGCGUGGGAAAAGAGGGAUAUCCUCAAUUUGUACGGGGUGUUGCGCGAGGAGGUGGUGGGUAACGGCGACGGGAUGGGCUCCCAUGACGAAACCGAGGGUAUCAGCGACAAGACGCGUGAAUUUGUGGCUAAUUCCGUUUUGGAGUUGUUGGACACAAACAAGGACGGGAAGGUCAGCCUCGAGGAAUGGCGCAAGUUUAAGGAGGCAGGCGGCUAUUUGAGAGACUAUGGUGUCGGGGUGGGGCACCACUUGGACUUUGAGUCGGAGUACGAGGUACACCACUGGAAGGAGUUCCACGAAAAGGACGACCCGGAUAUGAAGAUCCAGCACGCUGCCGAUGUGGAGCAUGAGUUGUUGCACCACUUGCACGAGAUUGAACACAAGGAUGCGGAGGACUUGGAGGCCGGUAAGGCUGAUUUGAAAGCAUAUCAGCAGUAUUUCAAGCAGGAGCAUAUCCCGAAGAAGUACAGAGUUUAGACAGCUACUCCACAGGAGGCAUCAGUUGCUGCCGUGACCGCCUGGAUAGGUUGUGGUUUGGGUUCUACGUAUUGUAAAAGACUUUGAUGUGGCGUAAGUUGUAAUGCUAUGGCUAGGCCAUUGCUUUUCAAUCUGUUUAAAUAUCUGUCAUCGAGAACUAGCCAUGUCUGUGAUUAUUCGAAAAUGAAAGAGGGGUUUAGAACGGGGCAUCUGGAGAGAUGAAUGAGCUAAAUGAGAGCUUGAGAAUAUGUGCUCAGCUUAUUUUGCCAGCCCCAUUAUUUUUCCUCCCUCGGGUUAUAAUUAUGUUUCCAAAGGUGUGAAUUUAUAGAGUCAGAUCCGCGAUUCUCUGAUUGGUAGCGUUGAAUCAAUAUUAAUAUAAUAGAUCCAGC
This is a messenger RNA of Babjeviella inositovora NRRL Y-12698, 978 nucleotides long. RefSeq lists its product as uncharacterized. Bases 17 to 589 code for a protein of 190 amino acids. NCBI's taxonomy places the organism in Eukaryota, Fungi, Ascomycota, Pichiomycetes, Serinales. The transcript has a single exon. Gene Ontology annotation, molecular function: calcium ion binding. The record is from RefSeq and is a predicted model, not a curated record. Gene Ontology annotation, cellular component: extracellular exosome; endoplasmic reticulum-Golgi intermediate compartment.